AUGGACACGACGCUGAAACCGGGGAAGAUUCACCUGUGCAUAGCACAAUCGAACUCGCGGUAUCCGCUCAAGGACAAGGCUCUAGGAUCGCAAGGACAAGGGUUCCGUGACCUCGUGAACUACCAGUCGGACUUACAGCACGUGGACUUCGGUACAGCCGGGUACGUGCGUCACCACUUCUCACCGAGCGAGUCCCUCAAGUUCCUGACCAGCCCUGCUGACUUCCACUUGCCGCCGUACGAGAACGCAGCGCGAGCGGAGGCGCAGGAGACGACCGCGCCAUACGCAGUUCACGGUCCCGACCGGCUGCGUUGCCAGAUGUGCGGCCAGGUGUUCCAGCGCCGCCAGGACCUGUCGGCGCACCGGCGCUCGGAGCACCCCGCGCCCGGUGCUGGCGGCAGUGGCGGUCGCUACGAGUGCAGCUUCUGCGGAGUCACGUUCGCCCAGCGGGGCCACUUGAGCAAGCACCGUCUCACUCACACGGGCGAGCGACCGUACGCCUGCCACAUCUGCCAGCGCCGGUUCACCCAGAAGACCCACAUGGUCGAGCACAUCCGCAUACACACCGGCGAGAGACCGUACAGGUGCGAAGAGUGUCAGGCGACGUUCACCCAGAAGACCCACCUGGUGGGCCACCUACGAACGCACACAGGCGAGCGGCCCUUCAAGUGCUCGGAAUGCGGCAAGGCCUUCUCGACCAGCAGCUCGCUGAGCAGGCACCGCUUCGUCGCCCACUCCAACCAACGGGCCGAGGAAGAACCGAAGUGA
Messenger RNA from Rhipicephalus sanguineus (brown dog tick), 768 nucleotides. RefSeq names its product zinc finger protein 83. Gene Ontology annotation, cellular component: nucleus. Lineage: Eukaryota; Metazoa; Arthropoda; Arachnida; Ixodida; Ixodidae. Bases 1 to 768 code for a protein of 255 amino acids. The record is from RefSeq and is a predicted model, not a curated record. Gene Ontology annotation, biological process: regulation of transcription by RNA polymerase II. Gene Ontology annotation, molecular function: RNA polymerase II cis-regulatory region sequence-specific DNA binding; DNA-binding transcription factor activity, RNA polymerase II-specific. The transcript is spliced from 4 exons.